UAAUAUUUCUCCAUCUAAAACAUUUGAUCUUCUGAUAUUUAGUUAAAACAUCAACUAGCAGCAUUUUACAUUCAGAUUCUCUUUUUUUUUCUUCCUAGAGAAAAGAUGGCCGCAUUUAAGUCUCUGGUAUUCAUUGCUUUGGUGGUUAUGAUUUCAGCUAUACAUCAAUCUGAGAGCAGAAUUGCAAGAAAGGAUUUGGGAGUGGAUCUAGGAGGCGGUCUAGGACUUGGGCUUGGAGUAGGCGCAGGACUAGGGUUAGGUGGGAGUGGAAGCGGCUCAGGAGCUGGAGCUGGAUCCGGUUCAGGUUCAGGUUCAGCAGGUUCUGGUUCCAGCUCUGAAUCAAGUUCCUCGUCAAGGUCUUCAAGUUCUGGAGGCUCCUCUGGUGCAGGUUCUGAAGCAGGUUCAUCAGCUGGUUCCUAUGCUGGCUCUCGGGCUGGCUCAGGCUCAGGUUCCGGUGCAGGCUCAGAAGCAGGUUCAUCUGCUGGCUCUCGAGCUAGGUCAGGCUCAGGAGGAGGCAAUUAAGCGAUGACCAUGCAGAAAUAAAAUUAAAAUAUAAUGUUGUGUUUAAAUAAAUAAAUAUAAAUACAUAUUUUGUUUCGGUGAGUGUUUAGUGUAUGAGAAAAAGGGUUAAUGAGUUGUAUGUUCUGUAUUAUUAUGUUCAUGGUGCUCUACUACCAUGUAAGAUAUAUAUUGUUGAAUAUAAGCAAUAAAUUGGAAUUGA
Mercurialis annua (annual mercury) is the source of this 721-nucleotide messenger RNA. RefSeq names its product cell wall protein IFF6-like. Bases 106 to 522 code for a protein of 138 amino acids. Lineage: Eukaryota; Viridiplantae; Streptophyta; Magnoliopsida; Malpighiales; Euphorbiaceae. The transcript has a single exon. The record is from RefSeq and is a predicted model, not a curated record.